This is a messenger RNA of Pelagomonas calceolata, 3128 nucleotides long. NCBI's taxonomy places the organism in Eukaryota, Pelagophyceae, Pelagomonadales, Pelagomonadaceae. The record is from the annotation of a GenBank genome assembly.
UUCACACACGGGCCAUAUUGAUACGACCCCGGGGUGGUGCUCAGGCUGUUUGAAUUUCCAGAGACUGGGGCUCAGACGUCACAGUUCCCACCUGAAGCCGGGGCUGACGCCUAAGUUGAGCAAUUGGGGCGAGUGCAUGGGGUGUUACGGAGGUUAUUGCGGUCGUGCCCGGCGGCCCGGGGCCUGGGCCGCUCGGGCGGCAGCCGAGCACUUCAAGUGGCCCGGGGUAGCAAUCAUAUGAAGGGGUAGCAAUAUAAAGAUAGUAAUUGUUGGCGUCGCUUUCUUUCUGGUAGCGACCAAGAAACUGGCUGAAUAAAUACCAUCAAACAGCAUGAGUACGGUUCUGUAAGUGCCGUAGGUACCUACGGUACCGUAGGUAUCCUCCAGUUCACAUACGGCAUGAGUUACAAGCUAAAGGCUAUGUAACUCGAGGAUGAUCGAACCGAAUCGGUAAGUCGAAAUUAUGUGUAGUCUUAGAAUGUAAGCAACAGGUAUGGGCACCCCUUAUUGCGUCCCAAAUAUCAUGAAUUCCGUACACCGCCCGAUUGCUAUCAAUGUCGCAUCAACUCUGACAGAGUGCCAGGUGGCAAGCGUAAGGUAACGCAAGCAGUUGUGGUGGCCUGGGGACACAAGCCGUGGAAUGCCAGUGUGAUAGUAACUAGACUAUGCAAAAAACAGCUUCCUUAGACUUUGUGAGGAGUGCUACGGAAAAUAUAAGGAUAAGAACAAGCUCAACGAUAAGAGGGAACGCAUACUAGCGGCAGGAUUUGGAGUGCGGAAGGAAGUACUGGAGUCUGGCGAUGAGAUUCAUUAUCCAGAAAGAUUUGACAAAAUUGGCGUUUUGUACGAGAUGCGUAUCUUGGGGAAGGUUGCGGUAGUAGAUUCUACCGCAAUGCGAGGUGGCCGGCCUAUAUGGUUUGAAUCGGGUUGCUCUGGGCCGUGCAUCCAUGUUCAGGUCCUAGGUGCAAAUCGCGUGUAUCAAGCCUCUGCUUUGGAUGUAACCCACAGCACCCGUUUGUCUCCAAUGAUCUUUGACACACCAUAGGUCCCGGAUCCAUAUUGCGCCGUUUAUUGGGAGGACAAUUUCGCCGGUGCAACGCAGGUUGUUGAUGGCACCGUAGAGCCUGUAUGGACGGGGGAAACAUUUGUCGUGCCUGUUGUGAACCCAGUCACUCAUUGGGUCGAACGCGCAGCUCUCAGGGGAAGCAAGCGAUCUCACUCGAGUUCAAAGUACAUGGAACCUCUUCUUCGUUUUGAAGUCUUUGACCAUAAUACAUUUUUCAAGGAUGUUUUCGUGGGGCAGGUGUCACUCUCAGCACAGCAGAUUGUCAAGGUGCUAGCAGACUGCGACUCUGAGUCAAGGAUUUACCCAUUGCGGCCAAGGAUGCCAAAUGGGACCAUGCGUGUCACUGCGGCACAGACUAUUCACAUUAAGACAGGCAUGUCUCAUGUCAUUAUCAAAGUGGAAGCCUGCAAAGAGCUGAGCAGAAGCACAGACGUGUCGCAAAAUGAUUCAUACCUUAGCGCAUUCUGGGACAAUCGGCCUCUUGGCGAGUCUCCUGUUGCGCGUAAUAGCUCGAAUCCGCAGUGGGAGAAUUGCAUUUUCCACUUCCCACUUCCUGAUGUUACCAAGGACCGCGGAUCCACUAACAAUAUAGCAAGAAAGCUUAGGAAUAAGACUCUCUUGAUUCAAGUCCGGGAGUAUGAUCGAGUUGGCGAACACAGCGUACUAGGCGAAGUUGAGUUCGAUGGCACCGCCAUUAAUCAACUAGUGAAACGGAGCAGUCAAGCGACAAAUAGGGGCCCGCCCCGGAAGAAUUUGCACAGGACUCUCACGUCAAACGUUGUUCCGCGUACCAAGAAAUCACUUAGUAUCUUCACUGCAGGCUGCUCGUUUGAGACGCUUCUUUGUGGCUAUCACCGAAUAGCUAUCGGGAGGCCAAAAUCGAUUUCAUCUCAACAGGAGCCCAUAUACAUGCAGCCCAAAUUGGCCACAUCUAAGUCUGUCUCUGUGAGACACUUGCGGGAGGUUGGUUUUGCCCCGGCACUCGAAGUACCUCUUGGCCUGGGCAAUGCGCAUAACGGAAGUAAACGGGUUCGAGGUAGUCUGGGCGUCCGGCUUAUCUACCAUACACGUGGUAAAGUAAUCCGAGGAGUUGAUGUCGGAGUUCAACAGAUGUCUCUCGGAGAGCGAGCUAGGCUCACCGUGCGACCUGAUUAUGGCUUUGACACAGUAAGACCUGGACCAAAGAUUCCGCCAGGUUCAGAACUUGAUAUUAUCGUCGAUCUAGUUAGUAUUGCUGGCCACACAUCAUGGAUCACCUACGCCCAAAGAGCCCUUAACGGCAAAUUUCGCAUUUACAAAAAUAAAUUUAGCCUCCUCUGGGAACAUUUCGAAGCCAUAUUCCCCAGAAUGGGAAAAUGUCUUGCUAGACUGGGCCGGAUAAUUUAUAAAUGCGAACUUAUUAUCUUUAAAUGCAUUUGCUCUCUCUUGCUCUGCGUGUGCCGAGCCGGUAUGAAAAUCGGUGAGAAGACGCGGAAAGAAAAGAGGGAAAAGAUGAAGAGAGAGCGGGAAGCUGCCAUUCUUGCUCGUGCCGAAUCUAGUGUAUCAUUCUUACAUAGCCAUCAAGAUGACUUAGAACCUGAGGACACCGCAAGUGAGGACACCGGCGUAAACGACACCCCUCCUGACCUAAUGGACAUCAAUGAUAGCCUCACUGAAGCGGAGGAGAAAACCAGACGCCUACACGAUUUGGCUAGUGCGCGUAGCUUAUUCUCUGGAAAGGCGAAGCGACGUUAGAUACUUAUAUAUACGAGUCGCGUGCAAGAGAGCGGACAAGCACAAACAACGACGGCUGAACUAAUACUUAGAACUUGGCUCAGGACUAUUUAAAUUUAAAUAAGCAAACAAACAAGGACAGCGAUGCGGAGGAUGCGGCGAUGUUUGUUUGCUUACCGUGGCUCAUUUUUUUUUUUAGGCUUCCGUGGUCUUCCUUCAAAUCCUCUUCAUGAUCCCCCCCUAUUUGAUCUUGAAAGGGGCCGGGCCGAUGGUUAGCCCACUGGCAGUCGGAGUUCCCCCCUGUCGGACACCGGUCGAUUCUUUGGAGUAACAUCCUGCCUUAUCUUUC